This is a messenger RNA of Rosa chinensis, 2414 nucleotides long. RefSeq names its product pentatricopeptide repeat-containing protein At5g48910. The coding region runs from base 346 to 2289 and encodes 647 amino acids. The transcript has a single exon. Gene Ontology annotation, molecular function: zinc ion binding; RNA binding; protein binding. The record is from RefSeq and is a predicted model, not a curated record. Gene Ontology annotation, biological process: RNA modification. Lineage: Eukaryota; Viridiplantae; Streptophyta; Magnoliopsida; Rosales; Rosaceae.
ACAGGAAGAUUGGACACGUGUCAACAUCUUGGAGGGAAAAAAGAAUCGCUCUUGGUACCCUUUAUCUCUAUUCUCUUACCCUGGAGGGCUUUGGUCCGAGAAAACCCGAUACCGCUUGAGUUAUCAAGACUACGAGCUCCUUCCAUUUUCAGGUAUCAUCGGCAUUUUGAUUGAAGUUCAAAACCCAAAAUUUAUCAGUCGAGCAAUUAAAGGCUCAAUCUUUAAUAUCUUGGGUAUUUGUGGAAUAAUCGAUAAGUGCUACUCUGUUUAGUCUGCUCGAUUGUGAUACGAGGUGGUGGUUCUUGUUCAGCUUGUUGAUUAUGAGUAAUAUGCUAGAAAAAUAGAAUGGUUGAUAUCAAACUUGAGAUUAAUUGUUUGUUUCUCAUUGGCCAAACAAUGAACUCCUCCAACAUCUACAACCCCACAACUCGUCACCCAUCUUCACAAUUCCCACAAAUCAAAACCUUGAAAGACUUGCAACAAGUGCAUGCCCACUUCAUCAAAACCCGCCAAAUCCACGACCCUCUUGCCGCGGCCGAAAUCCUCCGAUUCUACGCCCUCUCAAAUCACCGCAACAUUGAGUACGCUCGUGCCGUAUUCAACCAAAUUCAGACACCCAAUUGCUUCUCCUGGAACACCAUCGUCAGAGCUCUUGCCGAGAGCUCUGUUUCCGAGCACCCACCUGAGGCUCUGUUCUUGUUUUAUCGAAUGAUUUGCGAUGGUUUGGUGGCGCCAAAUAAGUUCACAUUUCCUUCUGUGUUGAAGGCCUGUUCUAGAAUAGGGAAUGCUCAGGUUGGCAGACGUGUUCAUGGGAUGGUUGUCAAGUUUGGGUUGGAUGAUGAUGAGUUUGUUGUGAGUAGUCUUGUGAGGAUGUAUGUAAUGUGUGGGGUUAUGGAGGAUGCACAUUCAUUGUUUUCUAGGAGUGUAGCUGAUUGUGGUGAUUUGAAUGAGAAGAAGCAAGAGGGUAAUGUGGUUUUGUGGAAUUUGAUAGUUGAUGGCCAUGUGAGACUCGGGGAGUUUGGAGCUGCACGGGAGCUGUUCGACAAAAUGCCUCAAAGAAGUGUUGUCUCGUGGAAUGCGAUGAUCUCCGCGUAUGCGCAAAAUGGGUUCGUUAGGGAAGCCGUAGAAAUGUUCCGUGAUAUGCAGAUUGGGGAUGUAUGCCCAAAUUAUGUGACUUUGGUUAGCGCCUUGCCUGCGAUAGCACGACUUGGUCUGCUUGAAUUGGGGAAAUGGGUGCAUUUGUAUGCCGGGAAGCAUAAGAUUGGGAUCGAUGAUGUGCUUGGUUCUGCUUUGGUUGAUAUGUAUUCCAAGUGUGGCGACAUUGAGAAGGCGCUUCUAGUUUUUGAGCAACUGCCUAAAAAGAAUGUGAUCACUUGGAAUGCCAUAAUCAGUGGGCUUGCUAUGCAUGGUAGAGGAAAGGAUGCACUAGAUUAUUUUUCAAAGAUGGAAAGAGCUGGUGUGGUGCCUAGUGAUGUAACAUAUAUUGGUCUCUUGAGUGCUUGUAGCCAUGGAGGUAUGGUGGAGCAGGGCAGAUCAUUCUUCAACCACAUGAUUAAUGUAGUUGGCUUAGAACCUAGAAUCGAGCAUUAUGGGUGUAUGGUCGAUUUAUUAGGCCGUGCUGGACUGUUAGAAGAAGCUGAAGAGCUUAUACUAAAUAUGCCAAUUCAGCCGGAUGAUGUUAUAUGGAAGGCAUUGCUUGGUGCUUGCAAGGUACAAGGGAAUAUUGAGAUGGGAGAACGUGUCGCAAAGAUUUUGAUGGACUUGGCUCCCCAUGAUAGUGGAUCAUAUGUUGCUCUAUCGAACAUGUAUGCAUCUUUGGGAAAUUGGGAGGCGGUUUCAAAUGUGAGAUUGUUGAUGAAGGAUAUGGACAUUAGGAAAGACCCCGGUGGUAGUUGGAUUGAGCUUGAUGGAGUGCUUCAUGAAUUUCUGGUUGAAGAUCAAUCACAUUCUAGAGCAGAAGAAAUCCAUUCAAUGCUGGAAGAAAUUUCCAACGAGUUAAGGUUAGAAGGAUAUAAGCCUAACACCACACAAGUAUUGCUCAACGUGGCUGAAGAAGAAAAACAAAGUGCUUUACAUUAUCACAGUGAGAAAAUUGCAGUUGCCUUUGGCUUAAUCAGUACAGCCCCUCAAUCGCCACUUCGAAUUGUUAAGAACCUACGCAUAUGCGAGGAUUGUCACUCCUCUAUAAAGUUAAUCUCAAAAAUUUACAAACGAAAGAUCAUUGUUCGGGACCGUAAGCGCUUCCACCACUUUGAGCAUGGUUUGUGCUCUUGCAUGGACUACUGGUAAUGUAGUGAAAAUAUGAAUGUAAUUUCCAGAUUAUGUGCAUUUCUCAAAGCACGUUUUAGAAUCAAUGGAACUGUAUUAAGAUUCAAGUCCUAAGCUAACCAUGUUGUGUUAUUUCUCAAACUGUA